GUGUGUGCGGCCAUACAAUAUUUCCAUCUUUAAUUUAUUCGUGGCUGCUUUUGUCUCUCCUGAGGUCUGCCGGAUGCUACGAAUACUGUUUCGACACAGAUAUUCCUCCCAUCGUCACCAGCAAGAAACGCACAGCGACGCCACCGUAAUCGAAACUUGUAGCUCAACCACUAGCAUCCAAGACGAUGGAGAAGCCCGCCAACUGCGCUUACGUAUCCACUGCGACGCCAGAGAAAAGCGACCAUACAGACAUAUCUUCCGAAGAGAAUGGGAACACACGGGAGUUGGUGGAGGACGGUGACAAGCGGGAGUACCUUACCGGCGUCCGACUCUGGCUGGUGCUUGCCUCUGUCACUCUUGUCGCCUUCGUUAUGCUGCUCGAUAUGUCCAUCAUCGUGACGGCGAUUCCUCAAAUCACCAACGACUUCCACUCUCUUGACGACGUGGGGUGGUAUGGCAGCGCGUUUCUCCUGGCUAACUGCGCCUUUCAACCUCUAGCAGGCCGAUUAUACACACUAAUAAGUUCCAAGUCUACUUUUCUCGUCUUCCUCCUCGUCUUCGAGGUCGGAUCCGUCGUGUGUGGCUCCGCCCAGUCAUCCAAGGCCUUGAUACUGGGACGAGCUGUGGCUGGCCUUGGAGGUUCUGGCAUCAUGAAUGGUGCCCUAACCAUCAUCUCUGCCAGUUCCCCCUUGGAAAAGCAACCGCUCAUGGUAGGGAUCAUGAUGGGAUUGAGCCAGAUGGGCAUCGUAUGUGGACCGCUCUUUGGAGGCGCUUUCACACAACGUGUAAGUUGGCGAUGGUGCUUCUACAUCAACAUUCCCAUUGGUGCUAUUGCAGCCAUUCUCCUCCUCGCCAUUUAUAUCCCCGACCAUCGUUCCCCCGAGGCCACGUCCAGUCAAACGAGCAUUAAAACGAUAUUUUCCAAACUCGACCUGACUGGCUUCGUCUUCUUCGCAGGUUUCGCCAUCAUGAUCGAGCUAGCACUCUCGCGGGGAGCAUCCGACUACGCCUGGAACAGCCCCACCGUGAUCGGCCUAUUUUGCGGUGGUGGCAUUUCCUUGAUCGUGUUUAUGGCCUGGGAGCACCGUGUUGGUGACGGCGCCAUGAUCCCAGCUUCUGUUGUUCGCAGGCGCGAAGUCUGGAGCGCUUCCCUGUACCUUGGCUUCUUCUCCGGAGCAUUACUCUGCUUCUCGUACUACAUGCCCAUCUACUUCCAAGCUGUCAAGGGAGCACCUGCCCUGAUGAGUGGAGUGUAUAUGCUCUCCGGCAUUCUGCCUCAGCUUUUUAUGGCAAUCAUGUCCGGCGUACUGAUUGGAAAAACGGGCUACUAUCUACCGUGGGCAUUAGCCAGUGCUGUGGUUAUGCUUGUUGGUGCCGGCUUAAUGACAACCAUAACGGUGAAAGCGACGGUGGCCCAGUGGGUCAUGUAUCAGUUUGUCGCCGGAUUGGGUCGAGGCUGUGGCAUGCAAACACCUGUCAUUGCGAUUCAGAACACGCUCACAGUUGAGCAAGUCCCACUUGGAAUAUCACUGGUCAUCUUCAUACAGACCUUUGGUGGGUCACUCGCGCUGACAAUUGCGCAACUCGUUUUCGAUAGGUGCCUAGAGGCAGCUAUUCCCAAGUAUGCCCCUACAGCAAAUGUGAGCGCAAUAGUCCACGCUGGCGCGACUGCGUUUCCCUCAGUUGUCACACCUGCAGAGCUCCCUGGUGUUUUGAGUGCAUACGCCUAUGCCGUGGACAAGGUUUUCUACGUUGCGCUAGGGGCUUCGGCAUCGACCUUCCUCUUCGCCUGGGGCAUGGGUUGGCGUAGGAUUCAGCAAAAGAAGGUCAAUGAUUCAGGAACCUCAGACUAAACCACAUCCAAGUACAUUGCCCGUGGAAGACUGACAGGGGUCAAUAGAUAGGUGAAAAUAUCAAGGCAAGGUUGGUAGAUUCCUCCAAAAAAAAAAUUGCCAUAGGGAGGAGGGUAGGGUGGUGAAUGGUCGGCAUUGCCCUCUGCCCCCAUUCGGUAUUAAAUAUCUAAUUACUCUAUAUACACUCGUAGGACUCAAGCUUCUAAAAGACAUCUUAUACUUGGGAAACGACAGAAUCCUCGUUGCCCGGCGAUUGUUAUACAGCCAUGUUCAGUGAUUUUUCCUGCUAAGUUCUGCUCGUUUGUG
Molecule: messenger RNA, 2159 nt
Organism: Hyaloscypha bicolor E
Lineage: Eukaryota; Fungi; Ascomycota; Leotiomycetes; Helotiales; Hyaloscyphaceae
Product: efflux pump
Exons: 9
Coding region: 186-1853 (555 amino acids)
Biological process (GO): transmembrane transport
Molecular function (GO): transmembrane transporter activity
Source: RefSeq, a predicted model, not a curated record